AUGAGCUUGUUUAUUUUAGAUGAUAUGAUUCUAGAUGAAUCAGGUGAAUCGAAUGAAAGUAAACGUGUGAAAAUUACUACGGCUUGUGAUACAUGCCGCAGGCGAAAAGUUAAAUGCGACGGAGCUUCACCCUGUGCAAAUUGUCAAAGAGGAGGAUACCAAUGUACGUUCUCUGAUGCAUCCAACAAACGUCCAAGAGGUCCACCAAAAGGUUUUGUUGCAUUGAUAGAAGAUAGAUUACACACGAUUGAAUCACUUUUAGUAAAUCUUGUCAAUAAAGAUACAUCUGAUAAUCAUAAUAGAGGGAUAAAAAAAGAACAUGAUCAACAACCAUCGACUAUGACUCCCACUUCUUCUUCUUCAUUUGAAGACAUUUCCUCCCCGAUGAUCGGUCAACGACAAAAAUUCUCUACUUUUAAAAUACGUCAUUAUUCUCCAUCUACUACAACAAAAGCAUCAGAUCAAUCUUUAACUUUAAAUGAAGAUUAUUUAGAUAGUGAUGAUGAUGGACUAUUACAUCAACUUUCUCCGCUACUUCUUAAUGCUAUUUAUGCUAUUGGUGCCACGUUUCCUCUUCCACACAUUGAUCCAUACAAUAAACUAAUAUUUUAUGAUCAGGCAAAAAAUUUAUUGGAUCAUUUUUUAGAUGUGCCAAGAUUGUCAACAAUCCAAUCAUUGAUACUUUUAUUCAUGAUAGAUCAAGGAAAUUCAUCAACAUCUUAUAGGUUUCAAACAUAUUCAUCAUUAGCUGUUAGGAUGGCUCAAACUAUCGGAUUAAACAGGAAAAAUAGUCCAAUUUAUCAAUUGGGAAAAAAUUGUCAUUCAAUAAAAUUGAUUUGGUGGGGUUGCUAUAUUGUUGAUAGAUUAAAUGGUCUCACAACUGGUGACCCUUUAUCAAUUAAUGACAAAAUUUGUGAUAUAGAAUUACCUUUAUUAGAUGAAUCAGAUGGCAAAUGA
Molecule: messenger RNA, 957 nt
Organism: Entrophospora candida
Lineage: Eukaryota; Fungi; Glomeromycota; Glomeromycetes; Entrophosporales; Entrophosporaceae
Source: the annotation of a GenBank genome assembly